Molecule: messenger RNA, 483 nt
Organism: Histoplasma capsulatum G186AR
Lineage: Eukaryota; Fungi; Ascomycota; Eurotiomycetes; Onygenales; Ajellomycetaceae
Exons: 4
Coding region: 1-483 (160 amino acids)
Source: RefSeq, a predicted model, not a curated record
AUGGCCGAACGUAUCACUCAUACUACGCAGGAUUCUGCAGAGCAUCCUACACGGCGGUUAGGCAGCACCAUAGCCCAUAUGCCACAGUACCCUGUGCUGAUAUCCUUCACUCCCACAGACAUCAGACCCAACAAUGUAUUUGUGGACUAUGAUGUGAAACCUGAUGGUUCUAUCAGGGUAAACCAAGCUCAGAUCAGUGAUCUUGAGAUGGGGUUGAUGAUUUCACCGGGCUUAAAUGAGUUCUCACCAGAAAACCCAAGGAAACCAUUCUCCAUGUGGGAGGAUGUUGACGAAUACUUCCGAGAUCUCAUCACGAAGAUGACCAGCCUGGAUCCCGCCAGAGGGAUCACAGCGAGGGAGGCCCUUGGACAUCCUUGGUUUCAGAACUUUCCUCUUGCUGAAUUGGUCGCAAUCAAUCUUUUUGGUGAAGGCACAUACUCGGUAGAAAAUUUACGGAUUCCCUUCGAAACUCUCGAAGUUUAA